This is a messenger RNA of Ectocarpus sp. CCAP 1310/34, 3613 nucleotides long. NCBI's taxonomy places the organism in Eukaryota, Phaeophyceae, Ectocarpales, Ectocarpaceae. The record is from the annotation of a GenBank genome assembly.
AUGAGCCAGCUAAUGUCGCUAGUGGAAGAUACCAUGAAGGCAAGUAAGAGGGAGGAGCCAGCUGGCACCAUGGAGGGUGCCGCUGAUCGCGGCGAUGCUAGGGAGAGCGCCGCCGCGGAGUCCACGAACGUUGAAGGAGGGGCACCGUGGACCGAGAAUGCGCAGGACGGGAGGUACCUGCGCGAACCUGUUCGGGAUUCUGGCCCGUCAGGGCGACACAGCGGCGAAGCAGGGGGCUUUGUCCGCCAAGAGGUGAGAGUAGCCGCUGCUCACAACCAAGGGUACCAAAGUGUGCGGUACAGUUCUCCUCCGUUCAGCGGGAAAUGGAAAGAUUUCAACGAAUGGCUAAAUGACGAGCAAGUAGAGCUCGCAUUCCACGCGUGGAACUUCCUAUCUCACGCGUUGAAAGAAAAAUAUCGGAACAUCAUGAAGAGGGCAGAGACGCCCCAGGGGGCUCUUCGUGAGCUCAAGACCAUACACGACCCUGAAUCAUCUGUACAGCCGUCAGAGGACCUCAAGUCCCUGACGUCGACCAAGAUCUCUAGAGGUGAAAAGCCCCAAAACGCCCUAAGUGAGUUGCCCCAAACCGCAAAGUCCUUAACCGAGAAAGGACUAACUGUCAACGAAACGUUCGUCCUUCACCUCUUCCUGGAUGCCCUUUCGGACGGGUAUGCCAUGACAAAGCACAACCUGCGACACGCGAAGGAGUUGACGCGGACCGGUGUGCUAAAGGAAGUAAUUAUCAAAUACAAGGCGAUCAAGGAAAAGCUGGAGCAGGGGAAAGGAAAAGGGGCGAAGGGCGCAGAGCAAGCGUAUUUCGCCGACGGUGAGGGAUGCAGGGAGCGGUACUCAAGUGGGAGUCAGGGGCAAGGUCGUGGUCGUGGCGGUGGCCGUGGCCGCAGCAGCAGUCUUGGCCGCGGCGGCGGCGGUCGCGGCGGCCGCUCAGGCGGAUCCGGAGGAGUCGAGGAGAGCAAGGGAAGCAGCAGUGGAGGCGCCGAUGGCGGCGGUGGCGGGGACUAUAGGUUCCUGGGCCGGUGCUUCAGGUGUGGACAUCGUGGACAUCAAGCGAUCGGCUGCACUACCAACGAGAAGGACUUCGUGCCGUGGUGUGCGCGCUGCGAGGGGUGGGGCCACACCAAAGAAAAGUGCGCGACGGAGGAGGCCGGCCUAGCGCAAGUGGCGGAGCAUGAGAGCGACGUGGACUCCGUGGACGACCAGGCGUAUUGUGCCGUGGCAGUCCCCCCAGGCGGGUGUGGUACCGUUGGUGAAGUAGGUCUAGUGGGGGUUGUGGAACAAGGCCAGGCAGUGUACGUGGCCGACACAGCGGCCACGUGCUCCAUGUUCCGAUGUGCAGACAACUUCGUGAACUACCGUGAGCGUAGCGGUUGGGUGAAGGGGAUCGGAGGCGACAAGGCCCCCGUUCCUCUUGUAGGAUACGGAGAUGUGACCUUAGUCCUACAGACGGAAGAUGGUGGAGUACCCGUACCAGUACUGAAUGCUGUCCAUGUACCAGAGGCCCCCUAUAACCUCCUCUCGCCGUCUUCGUUGGCGGAAGAGGGCCACACGUAUUCGGGGACGAAAGGGGGCCUCACGCUGACCACGAAAGCCGGAUGGGAGGUGUGGUUCCCCCGGACUGGGAAGCUGCUGACCCAACAAGGCUAUCAAAUAAAGCCAACGCUACACACCGCCUGUGCCCCACUCAUUGUUCCUGGCGAUGCGAAAGCAGCCAAUCCCACUGACUUCAACGAGUACCACCUUGCGCACGGCCAUGCCCACGAGACAUUGCCCAGGAUCACGACGGAGCAGCAGGGAGUGCAGCUGACGGAUGGACCGCUGCUACCCUGUCUUGGCUGUUCGAUGUCCAAGGGACAGGCGAAACCCGUCCAGAAGAGCACGAGCACACGCGCACUGCUACCUCUCGCAGAUGACGAGAGGGCGGGGAGGGCGAGAGCAGAGCGGAUGAAUCACGCCAAGGUUGGGGGGCGGAGAGAGACUCGGAGAGUGAGUCCGACCUCGACGUGAUGGAGGCUCGUGGGGCAGGGCAAGCGACGCCGUUUGUGCGCGAGGAGGCGCCGACGGCACCCGGCAACGGGAUUCCGGGGGACGGAGGCAGCGUUCUCCCGUCGCCCCCUUCGGGAAGGGGCGACUUCGGCGGAGGCAGUGACAGCCCCACCGACAGCAGCAGCAGCAGCAGCAGCAGCAGCAGCGGCAGCAGUGACGCCGGCGGUGCCGGCGGCCCGGGCGGCGAAAUGUCCGGCGACCCAGGUGGGGACGGCGGUAGCGAUGGUGAUCCCGGCGACUCCGAAAACCUCGAGGAGUUGAAGUAUGAUCCAGCCGACGACCGCUACCCCGCGGGCUAGAAGGGAAGAAACUCCUCUGGGGCGCCUCGAACGCUGGCCCGCUGCGCCAUGGGCUUGAGAGUGGCCGCACACGGAAGCAGACCCGGGAGAUGCAAGGUGCCGGGGAGAUGCCGGGGCCCGGAGAAACACCGGACCCGGAAGAGGCAUUGCUGGCGACCAUCCUGGAAACUGGCGGGACGGGGAUUGUUGAGGACUACAUCUGCAACUCGCUUGUGAAGGAGCAGUGGGACGAGGAGCAGACACGCCGUAUGGAGGAGAUGUACAGGCGCGAGAUGCAGGAGGUGUUGGGCCCGGAACAGCAGGCGUUCGGGGCCGAGGUCGAUGCAGCGGGUCUUCGCAACCACUCCCAGACCCACAGCUAAGUAUGGCCUCGCCAAUCGGGCAGAAGCCGAGUGAUGUGGAAGCAGUACCGAUGACGUACAAGGAUGUGAUGUGUUCCACGUACAAGGUUUUCUGGGAGGCGGCCAUGAAGAAAGAGAUAGGUGGCCACGACAAGACUGGAACCUUUACCAAGGUCAAAGAGCUGCCCGAGGGGCGGAAGGCCAUAGGUUCAAAGUGGGUGUUCUCUUGGACGACGAAUGAGAAGGGCCUGAUAGUCGACUUCAAGGCCCGUAUGGUUGCGCGGGGUUUCUCUCAAAUCCCCGGCAUCGACUUCCACCACUCAUCCUCAGCGUGCCCGUCUGCAGCGUCUAUCAAGACGGUGAUUGCCGUAGCCACUGAAAAGGGCAAGAAACUCGCUCACUGGGAUGUGAAGCAACAUCCACGCUAAGCUAGAAGAAGAAAUAUACCUGAGGUUCCCGGAAGGCUGUGGUAGCAUGUCCGGCAAGGUGGUAAAGGUUGAGCGUGCCCUGUAUGGCCUAAAGCAGAGUGACCGUGAGUGGGGGUUUGAAGCUGCCGAUGCUCUCAUCGAGAAUGGAUACGAGCAGUGCAGGGUUGACCCGUGUGUCUUCCGGAAGGUGGUGGAUGGAGAGGUCGUAGGUCUCAUCGUGAUCUACGUUGAUGACAUCUUAGUGGCGGCAGACGAGGGAGAGCGAGAGGAGUUGUUCGCUUUCCUCAACUAGAAGUUUCCGGUAAAAGAUCUGGGGGAGUGUACCUGGUACGACGGGUGUGCUAUCGCCAUGAAUGUAGAAAAUGGCAUCACCAAGCUGUCCCAGGCAGCAUACAUUGAGAGUAUGCCGAAGGGGUUUGAUGUGACCACGACCGCUUUCACCCCUGCUGCCACCGAUGCCGACCUAGGGCCGAAGAGAGAUGAC